Molecule: messenger RNA, 647 nt
Organism: Prorocentrum cordatum
Lineage: Eukaryota; Dinophyceae; Prorocentrales; Prorocentraceae
Source: the annotation of a GenBank genome assembly
GGUGCGGCGAGGGCGCGGUGGCCGCCAACGGCGCCGACAUGACGCAGCUCCCGAAGUCUGCCCCCUCUCCAGCUAGGCCUCCGGGCGCCACUCCCGAAGGGCGUGUGGCCACGUUCGCGGGCUCGGUCGGCAAGGGCUGCAGCGUCACCGGCACGGUCGCGGUGCACCAGGACGACUCGGACGAGGAGGACGUAGACGCGGGCAACCCGGCUGGGCCUAGGGAGGAGCUGUACCCCCCGCCGCCGGUGCCCGCGCCGGGCGCGCCGGAGGGGGCCCCGCUCCUGCCCGGCCCGAGCGAGGAGUUCCACACAGGCUCAUCUGGGCCACGCGAAGCGUUCACGGUCGAGCACCCCGUCCAGGCGGUGCAGCUUGAGACGUACGACAACGACUGGUUGGUGGAGAACCUCACCCCGAAGCUGCGGGAGCAUAUUCUUCAGCAUUUUCAGGACGACUGCGUGACGGAGCCGACGUUCGUCCCCUCCAUCGGCAAGUUCGUGGCCGCCCGGUUCCUGCAGUCCUCUGGCUCCUACGUGUCGGUCUUCAUGCGACCGCAGACCGCUAUCGGGUCAGACCCGUCCGCCACGAUGCCCGUGCACUACAACGUAGCGAAGACGGAGAUCCUGUGCUUCAUCCGCCAGUGCGAGGAG